UUAUGAAGCUCGAGCGGCUCGGCUCAGUUCAGAUCUUCUUUGCGGUCGUUUAUUUGUUGUUGUCAGCUCUCAAACAGUUUCCUAACUUUACUAUUUCGUGCGUUUUUUAUGAGUUAUCAAAAGCAGCAGAAGCCGACGCUUUCAGGCCAGCGGUUCAAGACCCGAAAGAGAGAUGAAAAGGAGAGAUUUGACCCUUCACAGUUUCAAGAGAGCAUUGUACAAGGACUAAACCAAACUGGUACUGAUUUAGAGGCAGUUACUAAGUUCCUCGAUUCCUCUGGAGCCAAGCUCGAUUAUCGGCGCUAUGCAGAAACGCUGUUCGACAUCCUGGUGGCUGGUGGAAUGCUGGCUCCGGGAGGUGCCUUAUCCGAUGACAUGACCCGGACAAACUACUGUGUUUUCACUGCACAAGAAGACAUUAAGACCAUGAAAGCGUAUGCUCAGGUUUUUAACAAGUUAAUCCGGCGUUACAAAUACCUGGAGAAGGGAUUUGAAGAGGAGAUAAAGAAGUUGCUCCUGUUUUUAAAAGGGUUCAGCGAGUCAGAGCGAAACAAGCUGGCCAUGCUGACGGGUGUUUUACUGGGCAACGGGAGUCUGUCUGCAUCCAUCCUCAGCAGCCUCUUCAAUGACAACCUGGUGAAAGAAGGUGUCUCUCCGGCCUUUGCUGUGAAGCUGUUCAAGUCAUGGAUCAGUGAGAAGGACAUUAGCUCUGUGGCUGCCAGUCUGCGUAAGGUCAACAUGGACAACAGGCUGAUGGAGCUGUUUCCAGUGAACAAGCGAAGCUACGAACACUUCUCCGGAUACUUCACUGGCGCGGGCCUGAAGGAGAUCUCUGACUUUGCACGUAACCAGCAGUCAUUAGGUGCUCGCAAGGAGCUUCAGAAAGAGCUCCAGGAGCAGAUCUCUCUAGGCGUUUCUUUUAAAGAGAUUAUUGACUAUGGUAAGGAGGAAAUGAAGAGGAGCAGCAUCUCUGAGCAGCUGAUGAUCAGCAUCAUGUGGACCAGUCUGAUGAGCUCUGUGGAGUGGAAUAAGAAAGAGGAGCUAGUCACUGAACAGGCCAUCAAACACCUGAAGCAACACAGUCCUCUUCUGAAGGCCUUCAGCACACAGGCUCAAUCUGAGCUCUCGCUGCUGCAGAAGAUUCAGGAGUUCUGCUACGAUAACAUCCACUUCAUGAAGACCUUCCAGAAGAUCGUCCUGCUGCUUUAUAAAGUGGAUGUGUUGAGUGAAGAGGCCAUUCUGAAGUGGUUCACUGAAGCGCAUCUGGCCAAAGGGAAGAGCGUGUUCCUGGAGCAGAUGAAGAAGUUCGUGGAGUGGCUGAAGAACGCUGAAGAGGAGUCCGAGUCUGAGGAGGAGUCCGACUGAGGCUGAAGCAUCUCUUCAUUCUGGACUGAGGAAAGGCUCAUUCUGGCUGUAUUUGGGAACCGUUCAGAUCACUUAAAGCCUUUAAUUGCACAACUACUUUUAAAGUCAUCUUUUGUUUAGGAAAGCUUUCUUUUGAGUCUAGUUGCAGCUUUUACUUGGGGGUUUUUUUAUUAAAGAAUUGUCAACCCAAAGUUUUCUAUAAGACCUUAAAGAUGUGUUUUGUACUGACUUAAGUGACCUUCACUGACGUCUUUUUAUAAAAAUAAUAAAGAAUAUACUGCAA
Molecule: messenger RNA, 1648 nt
Organism: Danio aesculapii
Lineage: Eukaryota; Metazoa; Chordata; Actinopteri; Cypriniformes; Danionidae
Gene: bzw1b
Product: basic leucine zipper and W2 domains 1b
Exons: 12
Coding region: 109-1365 (418 amino acids)
Cellular component (GO): membrane; cytoplasm
Molecular function (GO): protein binding
Source: RefSeq, a predicted model, not a curated record